AUGAAACCUGCUCGGGUCCUUGUUACUUUGAGGAGGACCCGGAACAACCCAGGAGCUGUAAAUGUUCAGAAUGGUCACAGAUCAUAUGACUAUCAGGAAUAUGCCAAGCAACUGUAUGAAUGUAAGGAAUGCAGAAACAGCUCCAGCUUUCCCCAGUGCCAUCUGAGGUAUGCAAGAACUCAGACUGAAGAGAAACUUUAUGAAAGUAAGCAACGUAGGGAAACUUUUAGUGAUAAUCCCUUCCAGAUACAUGAAACAGUCCCUGCUUUGAAGAAACCAGAUGUGUGCAAACAGCAUAGGAAAGAAUUCAGGAACGAUGCAGAUGUUGAAAGACAAAUGAUAGCACACAAGGGUGAUGGUCCAGGCAAGUGUAAGAAAUAUACUAAAGACUUUCCCUAUUACACUUCACUCUUUAUGCAUUCAAGUUCUCAUAGUGGAGAGAAGCGAUAUGUAUGUAAACAGUGUGGGAAAGAAUUCCCUAAUGCUGCUUCCCUUGAGUGCCAUGAAAAGACGCAUCAUGAAGAGAGACCCUAUGCUUGUAGGUACUGUGAGAAAACGUCUACUUGUUCAGGUUCCUUGAGAUGUCACGAAAGGAUUCACACUGGAGUGAAACCACAUGCAUGUAAGCAGUGUGGGAAAGCCUUUACCACACACACUUCCCUCCGAUGCCAUGAGAAGAUUCACACUGGAGAAAAGCCUUAUGAGUGUAAGCAAUGCGGACAAUCUUUCAUGUUGUACAGAUAUUUGCAAAGACAUGAGUGGAUUCACAGUGGACAGAAGCCCUAUGAAUGUCAGCAGUGUGGUAAAGCUUUUUAUGUCCACAGUGUCCUUCGAUAUCAUGAAAGGACCCACAGUGGAGAGAUGCCCUACGGUUGUAGGCAUUGUGGGAAAGCCUUCACUCAUCCCAAUUAUUUGAGAUGCCAUGAGAGGAUUCACAGUGACAAAAAGCCCUAUGUGUGUAAACAAUGAGUGAAAGACUUCACUACACACAAUUCCCUUCAUCACCAUGAAAGGACUUACAUAGGAGAGAAACCCUAUGUGUGUAAGCAGUGUGGUAAAGCCUUCAGAACACAAAAUUCCCUUUAUCAUCAUGAAAGGACCCACACUGGAGAGAAGCCCUAUGGAUGUAAACAGUGUGGGAAAGCCUUCACGCUGUGCAGGUCCUUACAAAGACAUGAACGAAUUCACAGUGGGGAGAAAUCCUAUGCGUGUAAGCAUUGUGGGAAACUCUUUUCAUGUUUGAGCGAGGUUCAGAGGCAUGAACAGGCACACACUGGAAUAAAGUCCUAUGUAUGUAGACAAUGUGGGAAAGCCUUCUCUAAAAAGAGUUACCUGGAGUACCAUGAAAAGAUUCACAGUGGAGAGAAGCCUUGUGUGUGUAAGCAGUGUGGGAAAGUGUUCACUUUUUCAGUUCUCCUGAACGCCAUGAAAGAACACACAAUGGAGAGAAAUCAUAUGUGUGUAAGCCAUGUGGGAAAUCCUUCACUUUUUCCAGUUCCCUUCGAUGUCAUGGAAGGAUUCACAGUGGAGAGAAGCCCUGUGUCUGUAGGCACUGUGAGAAAGCUUUCCCUUCUUUGA
This is a messenger RNA of Alexandromys fortis (reed vole), 1578 nucleotides long. Its product is annotated as zinc finger protein OZF-like. NCBI's taxonomy places the organism in Eukaryota, Metazoa, Chordata, Mammalia, Rodentia, Cricetidae. The transcript is spliced from 2 exons. The record is from RefSeq and is a predicted model, not a curated record. Gene Ontology annotation, molecular function: RNA polymerase II cis-regulatory region sequence-specific DNA binding; DNA-binding transcription factor activity, RNA polymerase II-specific. Gene Ontology annotation, biological process: regulation of DNA-templated transcription.